Messenger RNA from Neospora caninum, 1047 nucleotides. RefSeq names its product Cytidine and deoxycytidylate deaminase family protein, related. The transcript is spliced from 8 exons. Gene Ontology annotation, molecular function: tRNA-specific adenosine-34 deaminase activity. Lineage: Eukaryota; Apicomplexa; Conoidasida; Eucoccidiorida; Sarcocystidae. Bases 1 to 1047 code for a protein of 348 amino acids. The record is from RefSeq and is a predicted model, not a curated record. Gene Ontology annotation, biological process: tRNA wobble adenosine to inosine editing.
AUGAGCUUAAAUCGAACUAUUCCAGCCUCUCCGGUUGAGGCCGUCUAUUUCGGCAUUGUGGACUGUGUGCACAAAGAGUUGGAAGCAGGAAGUUUCUCUGUCAUCGACGAGGAAACCGCUGCGGCUUUUGUCGCGGCAUGGAAGGAAGGCAUCAAGUCCCGAUUGGAAAAUCCAUCUCCUUUACCAGCCCGACUCACUAGGACGCUGCGAUCUCGUGCCACCAACUAUUUCUCGACGACGAUUUGGAUGAAUAAGGUGUUGACUAUCCAUGAGUGUUGCAGGGGGAAACUCGCCAGCAACGCCGGCGGACUACAAGCGUCCAGCGGUCUGAACAACCAUUCCGGCAUAGCUCCACGGCAUCCCAAGAAGGUGACAAGGCCAGCCGAAACAGGCAAGCGGCUGUCUGGUCUCAGACCAGCUUGCUGGACGCUGACGCUCAACAACGGAGUGAUGAAGGUUGCGGGUCGGGAGUUUGCGUUUGAUAGACUCGAAGCAGAAGUGAAGGAAAGCAUGGACAUAUACACCGAAGCCGAUAAACGGCUUUUUAUGUCUGCUGCUCUCGAGGAGGCACGGAGCGCGCUACAAGAGGGUGAAGUACCCGUUGGCUGUGUGCUCGUGGACUCCAGGACACGGCAGGUUGUGGCCAAGGGCCGAAACGCAACAAAUCGAACGAAAAAUGCAACAAGACACUGCGAGCUAGAAGCACUGGAUGCUUACAUGGCACGGUUUCCACCCACAAGAAUCGGCGACAGUGAAGCACCGGUUGACAUGUCCUCUAUCGAUUUAUUCGUGACGUGUGAGCCGUGUGUCAUGUGCGCCGUUGCUCUCCAGUGUAGUGGUAUCAAACGAGUUUUUUAUGGGUGCGGAAACGAUCGAUUCGGAGGAUGUGGUUCUGUGUUGAGCUUCCAUAAAAAGCUCUCCGCACACUGGACAGGCCUCGAAUGCUGUCCGGGGAUUUUCAGGGAGGAGGCCAUUGAUCUCUUACGUUCGUUUUACUCGCGUGGAAAUCCCAACGCUCCCGAAGAGAAAAGACAUCGCAAGACUUAA